AUGUUUCGCCAGCUCCGCCAGCUUUGCUGCGCGCUGCUCCUGUUGCUGUGCACCGGUGGCGGCCUCGUCAUUGCGGUGCCGCACCAUUGCGUGUUUGAUCUCUUGCCACGGAACGUUGGCGAAGUGACGGGCGGGGAGGAGCCGGCCAGUCCUGUCACUGUGUCCGUGGGCAGUGACUGGGCGCCCCUCCGAAUCAAGGUGUUUGCGGAUGACCUGGAGGGGUUGGGGGGAUUCUGCACCAGGGCCGGGGAGCAUAUAAACAUGUUUUUUGGCAAGGAGAUGGUCUGCCAGGAGGAGGACAUUCUGACGGAGGAGAAGGUGGACAUUCUCGAGAACGUGAUUCUUUCCGAGGCGGCGAAGAUGCACAGCGAGCGUCUGCUGGUGCGGCCGCUGGAUGGCCCGCUGGUCGUGCCGAGGUUCCGUGAGGGCAGUGUUUGCGGGAAGUUUCCAGUGCCGGAGGAGGACCACACGGAUGGGGUGCCCGAUGCGGACAUGGUGCUGUACGCGACUGCUGUUCCGACGUUCAAGCCGACCUUUGCGUGGGCGAUGCCGUGCGCGACGUUGGGCCCGCGAGGGCGUCCUGUUGUUGGCGUCAUCAACUACAACCCGCGCCACAUCGAGAACACGUCGCAGCACAUCCGCGUGGCUGUGCACGAGAUGGCGCACGCCCUCGGCUUCAUUGUGGCGGACAUGGAGGAGCAGGCGCUGGUGAAGCGGGAGGUGGGUGUGCGUGGGAGGAGCAGUGUCCGCGUUGUGAAUUCCCGGAAUACACUGGAGCAGGCAAGGCGCCACUACGGCUGCGAGUCAGCGCCGGGCAUGGAGCUGGAGUUUGUGCCGCCAAUGCGGAAUCCGGCGGCGCCAGGAGGAAGAGGAAGGGGUGCUAGGCCAGGAGAAAGGAGAGAAAGAGGAGGAGGAAGAAGUUUUCCUGAUCUGCCAGGAGGAAGAGGAGGAAGAGGAGCUGGUAGGCUGCCAGCGGAGCCAGUGAGGAGAAGAGCGAGAGAACGUAUUCUCAGGCUGCGUGCGGCCCAACAUAUUUCCGCAUCAACGCAGGCAGCGGCGGACGGAACCCUCUCAACGGGCACCACGCUCACGGUGGUGGAGAAGCAGUGGAGGCCGCCUUCGUGGCUUGGCCUGAUGUCUCACUGGGGACGGCGGAACGCAAAGGAUGAGCUGAUGGCGAGCUUCGUUGUUUCCGGCUACUACACCGCGAUCACGAUGGCACUGUUCACCGACCUCGGCUACUACAAGGCAAACUUCGAGAUGGCGGAGCCGAUGAGCUGGGGCAGCGGAGCCGGCUGCGCGCUGCUGACCGACAAGUGCGUGACGGACGGUGCCACGCUGUACCCUGAUAUGUUCUGCACCGACUCGAGCGACGCCACUCUGCGGUGCACGUCUGAUCGCCAGUCGCUGGGGACCUGCGCAAUUUACCAGGACGAUAACAUCCCACCGGAGUUCCAGUACUUCGCCACCAAGCAGGGCUCCAGGCGAGGGGCCAUGAUGGAGUACUGCCCCUUCAUCGCGCCAAUGAAUGGCACUGGAUGCAUGGAUGGCGACGAGGCCAUCAUGCCUGGGAGCGUUGUUGGCCCGUCCUCGCGCUGCUUGACUGGGGAGAACCUCCGGAUGGGCAGUACGGUUGUUGGUGACGUGUGCGUGCAGUUGAGGUGUGGUGAGGGCACGCUAAGUGUGCGGUACAGGGGCAGCGAGGAGUGGCAUCCCUGUGCACCGGGUCAGACGCUGACGCCCCCGGCGCCAUUCACGGCGGGCAGCAUAAGAUGCCCCUUGUUCAGCGAUGUCUGCCUCACCAUGUUGAAGCACAGUGAUGCGAGCAGCGCUCUGGCGGUCACUUCUGCGCCGCUUCUUCUCCUCCUCAUUGUGAUCGGCACGGUGAUUGUCGCACCCUGA
Molecule: messenger RNA, 1902 nt
Organism: Trypanosoma cruzi
Lineage: Eukaryota; Euglenozoa; Kinetoplastea; Trypanosomatida; Trypanosomatidae
Product: surface protease GP63, putative
Exons: 1
Coding region: 1-1902 (633 amino acids)
Biological process (GO): cell adhesion; proteolysis
Cellular component (GO): membrane; cytoplasm
Molecular function (GO): metalloendopeptidase activity
Source: RefSeq, a predicted model, not a curated record